This is a messenger RNA of Mytilinidion resinicola, 417 nucleotides long. RefSeq lists its product as uncharacterized. NCBI's taxonomy places the organism in Eukaryota, Fungi, Ascomycota, Dothideomycetes, Mytilinidiales, Mytilinidiaceae. The record is from RefSeq and is a predicted model, not a curated record. The transcript is spliced from 2 exons. The coding region runs from base 1 to 417 and encodes 138 amino acids.
AUGAAAGAAGGCUCUCUGCAAAUCAGGCGCGAAGGCGACAAUGCGAACGCAUUCCGUGACGAUAAAGGAAAUCCUACGAACCAUCCAGGUCUACGACUUCAACUGUCCGACUUUGCUUGUGAGGAACUUACAAAGGAUGAAUUCAGUGGCGAAGGACGAGAGAUAAUUAUAUCCACUCAGGAGCUUUGUCAGUAUCUUGCUGCUGCAGAAGACAAGGUCCAAGGGCAAAGAGUACUUGUCAGGCACUCUAUUCUUCCUGGAAUGAAGAAGCGCAAAAGGUCUGAAACACCGCCGGAAAAAUUGGCUUCCGAUGAUGAAGCGAAGUAUGCUGAGCGAGAGGAGAGAGCAGCGAAGCGCACAGCGGACGAUGAUCCCGAUUAUGAAGAUAGGCCGUCAACCAAGAGCUUGUUAGAGUAA